AGCGCGAGCCGCGCGGCGCGGAGCAAACAGCGCCGAGCCGCCGCCGCCUCAGCAGCAGCAGCAGCGAUCGUGCACACCCGGGCUGCGGUCGCAGCAGCGCUAACGUGAGCGCCCGCCGCCGCCCUCGCCACCCCGCCUGACUACUCCAGCUGCCGCCGGGCUCUCGCUUUCUCUCCGGCCUCCCCUCGACCCUUCCCCUCCCCCUACCCGGCACUCUCGGGGGGCUGGGAGCGAGCUGCCAUGUGAUGCGCGUCCUCUCGGUGAGCUUUUGGUGACCCCCCGAACCGCCCACCGCGCCGGCUCCCUGGAGGGGGCUGCAGGCUGGGAAGACGCAGGGAAGAGGAGGCGGAAAAGGACGCAAAGUUCUCUGGCGAGUGCAGCUGUCUGCUUCAGGAAGUGAGGACUACAGCAACGAGGAGAAUCUUCAAGAGCUGCCUCGCACUGUGACAUGUCUGAGCCCUUGCUCCAGUCCCUGCAGCAUGAACAAGGUGGACACUCACUGACCUGUCACAAGGUUACUCUGCAAAGCUUUGGGGUCCAUGCCUGAAUGGAUUGCUGUAGCCUUCUCAUCUCUCCCUUCGCCCAGUUCCCUGCAUCCUAAGACUCGAAGCCAGCACAGAGCCUGGAAAAAUUACAUGGUGUGAACGGCAUGUCUGUGGAUGAGAAGCCUGACUCCCCCAUGUAUGUGUAUGAGUCCACAGUCCACUGCACCAACAUCCUCCUGGGCCUCAAUGACCAGCGGAAAAAGGAUAUUCUCUGUGACGUGACUCUGAUCGUGGAAAGGAAGGAGUUCCGGGCCCACCGGGCUGUGCUGGCCGCAUGCAGUGAAUACUUCUGGCAGGCGCUGGUUGGACAGACGAAAAAUGACUUGGUGGUCAGCUUGCCUGAGGAGGUCACGGCCAGGGGCUUUGGGCCUCUGCUACAGUUUGCCUACACCGCCAAACUAUUACUCAGCAGAGAAAACAUCCGCGAGGUCAUCCGCUGUGCUGAGUUCCUGCGCAUGCAUAACCUGGAGGACUCCUGCUUCAGCUUCCUGCAGACCCAGCUCCUGAACAGUGAGGAUGGCCUGUUCGUGUGCCGGAAGGACACGGCGUGCCAGCGCCCGCACGAGGACCGUGAGAACUCCGCGGGAGAGGAGGAGGAGGAGGAGGAGGAGACGAUGGACUCCGAGACGGCCAAGAUGGCGUGCCCCAGGGACCAGAUGCUUCCAGACCCCAUCAGCUUUGAGGCCACCGCCAUCCCAGUAGCCGAGAAGGAAGAAGCUUUGCUGCCCGAGUCGGAUGUGCCGGCCGACACCAAGGAGAGCUCUGAAAAGGACGCGUUAACACAGUACCCCAGAUACAAGAAAUACCAGCUUGCAUGUACCAAGAAUGUCUACAAUGCAUCAUCACACAGUACCUCAGGUUUUGCAAGCACAUUCAGUGAAGAGAACUCUAGCAACAGCCUCAAGCCGGGGCUUGCCGUGGGGCAGAUUAAAAGUGAGCCGCCCAGUGAAGAGAACGAGGAAGAGAGCAUCACGCUCUGUCUGUCCGGAGAUGAGCCUGACAGCAAGGAACGAGCGGGUGAUAUUGAAAUGGACCGGAAACAGCCCAGCCCCGCCCCCGGCCCCGCCCCCGCCGCCGGGGCCACCUGCCUGGAGAGAUCCAGGAGCGUGUCUUCCCCCUCCUGUUUAAGGUCUCUGUUCAGCAUAAAAAAUAGUGUGGAGUUGUCUGGCCUGCCCAGUACCUCUCAGCAGCACUUUGCCAGGAGUUCAGCGUGCCCUUUUGACAAGGGGAUCACUCAGGGUGACCUUAAAACUGACUACGCCCCUUUCCCGGGGAAUUACGGACAGCCCCACCUGGGCCAGAAGGACCCGUCCAACUUCACCAUGGGGUCGCCCCUCAAGGGGCCUGGGUUGGAGGCUCUCUGUAAACAGGAAGGAGAGCUGGACCGGAGAAGUGUGAUCUUCUCCUCGAGCGCUUGUGACCAAGUGAGCACUGCGGUGCAUUCGUAUUCUGGGGUAAGCAGUUUGGACAAAGACCUCUCCGAGCCGGUGCCAAAGGGUCUGUGGGUGGGGGCUGGCCAGUCCCUCCCCAGCUCACAGGCCUACGCCCACGGUGGGCUGAUGGCUGACCAUUUGCCAGGAAGGAUACGGCCCAACACUAGCUGCCCGGUGCCGAUCAAAGUCUGCCCUCGCUCGCCCCCCUUGGAGACCAGGACCAGGACUUCCAGCUCAUGCUCCUCCUAUUCCUACGCAGAGGAUGGGAGCGGGGGCUCACCCUGCAGCCUCCCUCUCUGUGAGUUCUCCUCCUCGCCCUGUUCCCAGGGAGCCAGAUUCCUAGCCACAGAACAUCAGGAACCAGGCCUGAUGGGAGAUGGAAUGUACAACCAAGUCCGACCCCAAAUUAAAUGUGAGCAGUCUUAUGGAACCAACUCCAGCGACGAAUCCGGAUCGUUCUCGGAAGCAGACAGUGAGUCGUGUCCCGUGCAGGACAGGGGCCAGGAGGUCAAACUUCCCUUUCCUGUAGAUCAAAUCACAGAUCUUCCAAGGAACGAUUUCCAGAUGAUGAUUAAGAUGCACAAGCUAACCUCAGAACAGUUAGAGUUCAUUCACGACGUCCGACGGCGCAGCAAGAACCGCAUCGCGGCCCAGCGCUGCCGCAAGAGGAAACUAGACUGUAUUCAGAAUUUAGAAUGUGAAAUCCGCAAAUUGGUGUGUGAGAAAGAGAAGCUGUUGUCAGAGAGGAACCAACUGAAAGCCUGCAUGGGGGAGCUGCUGGACAACUUCUCCUGCCUUUCCCAGGAAGUCUGCCGCGACAUCCAGAGCCCUGAGCAGAUCCAGGCCCUGCACCGGUACUGCCCCGUCCUCAGACCCGUGGGCCUCCCCGCAGCCUCCAGUAUUAACCCCGCGCCCUUGGGCGUCGAUCAGAACCUGGCCGCCGCGCAGUGUGCGGUGGGCGAAAGCGCACCCUGCUGCUUGGAGCCCGGAGCGGCUCCCCCCGGCCCCCCCUGGGCCCCCGGCUGCGCCCCGGAGAACUGUACUUCCGGGAGGAGGCCGGAGGGCGCUGAGCCGGGAACCUUCUCAGAGAGGGCGCCUCCUCUUGAAUCCAGGAGCCAGACGGUGACCGUGGACUUCUGCCAGGAGAUGACUGAUAAGUGUACGACUGACGAGCAGCCCCGGAAAGAGUACACCUAGUGACCCGGCCCGCCUUCCAGUUCUCCCACGUCUCCCCCCCCACCCCCCAGGGGGUUCCUCGGUCAGCCUGCGGUGCUGUUCAUCUGUUGUCUGGAAGAACCAAGAAGGAAUUUGGUGCACACUACAGCGUUCUUAGCAGCAAUACUGUUUCUAAGUAUUCCCUCCUCUCUCCACGCGGGAGUGAUACACAGUUCCCUUCACAAUGGUGCUACCCCUUGCCCAGGCAAGGAAAGACGGCGGUGGUGACACUGCCUGUCUGUGGGUUAAUUUCAGUCUCAACAGGGAUAGACUAUAACACCUCUAGGACCCAACCACGGAUUUUUUUUCUCAGUGGCCCAUGUCACAAACCCUAUCUCAGGAAUUUCUUCUGAAUGUUCAAUUUUUUCAUUGAAGACAGCUUCUAUACACAUCAAAGUUUUAUAGCUAGACUGUACAUAUUAUAUAUAAUAUAUAUAUAAAAUAUAUAUAUAUCCAUAUGCAAAAGUCCUGCAUGCCUCAAUUUUCUCAUCCUGAAACUGGAAACUUCAUUUCUCGUUUAUCAACAGGUUCCAACAUUCCUCUUCUUUUGUCUCCGAUGCUAGAACUAGUUUGGUAACUGUUAACAUAGUCAUUUUUCUUGCUUCACAGUUCAAUUUCAGUUUGUACUUAUUUAUGGAACAGAAUUCAAUGUUGGAAGCUUUUUUUUUUUUUUUGAGGUUUUAUUUCAGACCCUUUUUCUGUUGUUGUUUGGUUUGCUUUGGGCACCAUCGGCCGGUGUCCUCGGAGUGUCGUGGGUUUGUUGUUUUUUUUCUUGCAGAUACUGUACAGUCAUGGUCAACUUUGCCACUUGCACUGAGUUUUGGGUCAAACCUAUUUUCUUAAAUGAAGUUGUUAUUACUUCAGUAUAACUCAAGUAUACUGUAUAUUCUUUGCUUUUAGUUGAAAAGUAAGACAUUUUAGCUAAUUAAAAAGCACUCAGGUGAUAAUUAUGUAGGAAAAAUAAUCUUGCCAAAUAAUGAAUUCAUCCUAGGAUGUGUAGACAAUAAUCUGCUUGAAUAUUUUUAUAUUUCACCUCCUCCCCACCUCUCCCGGAAGCAAAGUUUAAAUGCAGAGAGUUCAGAGUUGAUGCUGGAUGUUCAGACUCCUAAGUGGGGAGAGAAUUUGGACGUCCACUGGAAAGUGCAUCCAAACAGCAGGAACCCAUGAUUUUGUACCAGAACUCAGCAGGCAUUGGCUCCUAAAAAUCAAGUUAGAACUAUUUUCUCACCCAGGGGGCGAGUCCCAUUCAUUUCAACCCGUCCUCAGGCCUCUGCCUGUUUUUGGAAGGGCAGCGCAGGAGGAACUUUGUGGAAGGAUUUGGCUGAUCAGCCACCCGACCACCCCGGCCCCCUGCUCCCCUGUCCAGGCCCACUACGCAGGCUGGGCUCCCAGGACCUCUCACCUGAGUCAGUUUAAAUCACAGCACCUGGGGUCCUGCCUGUAAGCGGCGUCCUGGGUUAAUGCAGCUUGCCCAGAGUAGGAGAGAGUGGGCACAUGUGAGCCUGGGGUCUGUCCCUGACGCAGGCAAAAGAAUUUCUCCCUCCCUUCUCCAAAUGCUUUGAGUUGAAUUCUGAGGGUUUUCUGCUUGUCUCUUGUCCAAAGGCAGAUUUCGUUCUGAGGCUUUGGACACGAUAUGGCCAAGGAGCCCCCCUGCCCCCUUACCCCGCCACACACACACACACACACACACACACACACACACACACACACACACACAGACACACACACACACACCACACACACCCCACACACACACCCUCACCUGAUGGUAAUUUUCUUCUCUUGCUGCAAAACUGGUUGGCUUGCAACCCACAGAGAGCAGCUUCCCUUGGCUUUGGGGGCAUGCUGGCCCCUGGCCACGUUUACAGGAAGAUGUGCCCAGACCCUGUCCCCAGCGUAAGAGGAGGCGGAGUCCCUCCCUCCCUCCAGUGGGCCCUCCAGCCUGGCUGCGGGAAGAGUCCCAAAAGGUUUGAUGUGGGGAUGGGGUGGUGGGCAGUGGGGAGUAGACAGUUGACUUUGUUUCUUUAUUUGUGCCAUUGUUUGGACAAUAUUAAAGCUGCAUGUAAAAGGGGAAAUUAGUAUAUGAUGUAGGCGAAAAGUGAAAUCAUAGUAACAUAUGUUUUAGUAUUAUUAACUUUUUUCUGUACAAAUAUUAGCGCUAAAUGUUUAAAUAUGUAUGAAUGCCAGAAAUUUGUUGGUUCAUGCGGUAGGAUUAAAAAAAAAAAAAGGCUUUUCUUUUCAAAUAGCUCCGCUUUUAAAACCUGCCUCUGGGUUUCUGUUUCUCCUCAUGUGCGUGUGUAUGUGCGUGUGCUAGUCUGAGACAGAUUUUGAUGUGGCUCAGCGUUGGAGCUGCCGUUUUUAUUAUGGUUGUUGGAAUGUCUUGGCCUAGUGGAGCGGUUCUGUGCUUCACCGUGGGGUUUGCCUUUGUGGAAACCUGGUGAUGGCUGGAAUUUAAAUUCAAUGUGAAUCAUGUGAUGCACCACAGGUAUGUGUUGCGGUGGAGGAGUCAGCCAACAGUAUUUUGUUGUUUUUUUUUUUAACUCUCUGGUUGCCUUUUUUAAGUGACCUCCUCUUCUUUUGGAAAAAAAAGAAUGUUUCCUGCUAGUCUCAUAACCAGGUCCAAACCAGCCUGUUGGCGUGAUUCACCCUGGUGACAGCUCAUGUGCAACUGGUAGUCUUGACCACAUUCCACAGUCUCCCCCUGUCUGUCGUUCCGUCCGCUCGCCCUGUGCUGCGGCCAUGUCCGGGUGGGGGAGGGGGCCCUCCUGAUUUCCCUCCACCCUAAUUCAGCUCACAUUCUCCUGCCCCCAACCCCCACCUCGCAUUUCUCCCUCUUCCUCAACCAACCCCCCCCCCACCCCGCUAUGGGAACUGGUUAAAAACACUGCUUGAAAAACUCUUUCCAUUUCUUAGAGAUUUUCUAACGACUUAAUGAUUUUGUUCACUAUGUACCAUAAACAGUGACUGGCUUUGUGCAAUUGUCUGUGUGACCUGUCUUGUCUUCUACUACCCUGAACCAUGUGUUCGUCAGAAUUGUUUCCAGGUUGAUUCAAAGGGAGGACUAGCUGGGGAUCAGAAUCCAAACUGCCUCAAGUUGAGUUUUAAAAACCAGACUGUCUCCUUAACUGGGGCCCCUUGGUGAGGCUCGUGUCUUUUAGGAAAAACAAAAGCAAGUUAAUAACAGGGAAUAGUGUUUGCACAGCAUGGUGACAUGUAGUUGUGCUUGAAGGGCCCUUCCUUAUAAAAAUAAAGGACCCUCCCGCCAUGGACUGCUUAGGAAGAUCCCUGCCGAGGCCGAGUCGGGUCUCCAAAUAGGUGGGCAUGAGCUGUAGGGGCGGGGACCGUGGCGGUGGCCCCCUGGCUAGUUACCAUCUGCCUGAAUCUAGUCCUCCCCUUGGAUCUGCCUGUGUCCUACUUGUGUGUCCAGACAACCUCGCUUCAUUCAGGUUGGUCAGGCUUUGGGCAGGUGAGUGCUUUGCUGUAUGUGUUUGUUUCUCUGCGUUAUCUGGGGGUGCCUUGGAAUAAAAUCAAACUUCAUUACGUACUGAUUCUGGAACAAAACGGUUGCAAAAACAAAACAAAAGAGCUGGCAAAGUGACUAGGCCAUCCUGCUAUUUCUGUUCCGGGUGCCCUCACAAUGACUCAGGCGUCAGAGGUGAUGCUGCAGUAUAAAACAUUAUUUUGUAUAUUGUACAAGUAAUUUAUUAACUGUCUUUCUAAAAGUAUGCUGCUUUUAAGAUGCACUAUGACUUUGGAUUUAAUCCUUGUAUUGCUUUCCCAAGGAAGUAAAAAAAAAAAAAAAAAAAGGUUAGCGAUUAGAAUGCCAACUGCCACUUCUCCUUAAAAAGGAGGCCAGGGACCAGCUCUAGGACUUGCACCAGCGAACUGCCAGAAAUUAAGUGGCCACAAUGUGAAGUUCAAAGCUGUUACCAAGAGAUCUAGGGGCGCCUGGCUGGCUCAGCCAGUAAAGCACGCGACUCUUGAUCUCAGGGUUGUAAGUUCGAGCCCCACGUAGAGAUGACUUAAAAUCUUCAUUACAAAAGAGCCUAAACCUACACUCUCUUUUAAUACCUUAUGAUUGCCUUUAAAGAAGAAGCAAAGGUGUAUAAACUCUAAGCCUUUUAAGAAAUCCCAGAGUCCUGUCCCUAUGGGCUGCUCCACAUCCUGUGGAGUAGCAUAACCCUCCCAAAGUGGGUCAAGCCUGCAAAGCUACAUAGCUACAAAAGAUCCCCCUGGCUGGGUCUCCAGAUUCUACCCCACUGAAACUAGCAGCUGCUUAAUUAGUAAGUGACUUCAACCUGCUCCCCUAUCGCUUACAGUUUGGGAGGAGUCGCAGACCAGGAAGGGAGCAAGAAUCAAGUUUUGUCUUCAAAUCACUGUAAAUAGACUGAGGGGCAGAGUCUUUUCUUUUUUAAGAAUAAAGCUGUUCACCCGAUCCUAAGUUAAUAAACUUCCCCCAGACCGAGGAUCCUUUUGUAGGCGCAGUUACUGGCGAGUCAGUCCACAGUGCGGUGCCGGGUGUGGAGUCAGUAUUCGUGCAGGAAGUCCGUGUGCAUGGAGGCAGUCUGUGUGUUCUCAGUACCGCCCGAGCCAUCUCCUGACCCAGGCAUCAAAGACUGAUGCUGCAGAACAGACGAUAUUUGUACACAGAUAGUGUGUGCAGAUGGUAUUUGUACAUAGAAAGGACCUAUUGUGGCAGAUUUUGAGGAUAAAUUAUUCAACUGACGGUGCAAAAACAUUUCUUGCAAAGAAAAGUAAGUGUAUAGUAUUUUCCUACACUCCACCCUGGGAGAUAAUAUUUAUAUCAAAUGAAUAUCAGUGCAUUUUAAUUGUAAUAUGAGAAUGAAGCUGCCAUUCUGUGAAGAAUACCCUUUGGUUGCAGAGGCCCAAUCUGUAGCUUUGAUUUAAUGUUGUGACGUGGUGCAUGCAUCUCACUGUCAAGUGAUGGAUAAACACCUCUGACUUUCACUUCAUUCCAGUUUAUUGACCUCAGCUAAAACAGUGGCCCUCCUUAGAAGCAGAAGGGCACCAAGACCAUUCAUUCAGUGCCAAACGUUCCUGGGGGGCUGAUCGGACAUGUAUGUGAGGAAAGAGGGAAGGGACUUGGACAAAGAGGGUUUUUCCUACCGAUGAUGCUAAGUCUCCUACCAAAAUACGUCAGCAGGCAGAGGGGUAACCUCCCCUGGGUCCUAACGAUGCAUUUGGCGUGUGUGAAUGCUGGGAUGCCCAUUCACGCUCGGACCCAAAAGACCUGCCACUUCUAGUGAGUGAACAGGAAGAUUCCAAAUGCACUUGGGAGCUCCAGGUGCUGGUUAGACACAGUGUGCCGUUCGAGGCAAGCACCACCUUUGCCCGUGAGGCCAGAAGGGCCUGGGAGAAUUUGUUCCAGAACCAGUCUGAUGCAAGUGCACCUCUAAUAUAUGCCUUACAAACUCCAGAGGCCAUAUUCAAAACAGGGUCUUCUCAGUGUAUGCAAGGGGCCGCAGCCCCUCUUCUCUUCCUCCCCAGGUCGAACAAUACGGACAGUUUCACACAUAUCUACCUGUAUAACCCUCUGUACCUCUCAUAACUGCUCAACGACUGUAACAGGUUACAUCAGGUGUUUUUCUACAUACUUUUUACACAGAUUCUAUGCGAUUAAUGUAACUUAAUUCAAUGCAUCAUUUUAUUGUACUAGUUCUUAGGCUUGUCUUUUUUUUUCUAAGUGAUUGUGGUUUUCGUUGUGGUUUUUAUUGUAAAAAUGAAAUGGCUGUUGAUGCUUAUUCUCUGUAACUAAGAAUUUUUACCAUUUUGGGGAAAACAAAGCAUUGCUAUGAACUAAUGAAUUGAAACUUCAUUUACUCAUUGUAAAUACACUAUUGUGCAAAAAAAUUUUUUUCACUCAAUUGAAUUGCUAGUGUUAACUGAAUUUUGUCUAGACACCAUUUCUGUUGAUGAAAUAAAGACAUAUCAUUAUGCAUUGUAAGCUGGUUUUCCCUGCCUCUGAUCCCCUGUGUUAAAGAUCACAGGGCUGGAGGCCUUAGGAAAUCUCUUCUCCCAAAGAAUUAUGUGUCUUCCUCUAGUUUGGACCUUUACCUGCUACCUGAUUAAUCUGAUGAAAGACCUAAAAAAUGUGAUAAUGCUAAUGUGACUCCUCAACGCUGAAAUUUAAAAAAUCCCCGAUGCCUGUGAGAGCAGAUAAAAGGCAUUAAACACAA
This is a messenger RNA of Zalophus californianus (California sea lion), 9390 nucleotides long. It is a transcript of the gene BACH2, whose product is annotated as BTB domain and CNC homolog 2. The record is from RefSeq and is a predicted model, not a curated record. The coding region runs from base 650 to 3175 and encodes 841 amino acids. NCBI's taxonomy places the organism in Eukaryota, Metazoa, Chordata, Mammalia, Carnivora, Otariidae. The transcript is spliced from 7 exons. Gene Ontology annotation, molecular function: protein binding; RNA polymerase II cis-regulatory region sequence-specific DNA binding; DNA-binding transcription factor activity, RNA polymerase II-specific. Gene Ontology annotation, biological process: regulation of transcription by RNA polymerase II.